Salpingoeca rosetta is the source of this 2871-nucleotide messenger RNA. Its product is annotated as CMGC/DYRK/DYRK1 protein kinase. Gene Ontology annotation, molecular function: ATP binding; protein serine/threonine/tyrosine kinase activity; protein serine/threonine kinase activity. Gene Ontology annotation, cellular component: nucleus. The transcript is spliced from 4 exons. Bases 1279 to 2625 code for a protein of 448 amino acids. Gene Ontology annotation, biological process: peptidyl-serine phosphorylation; peptidyl-threonine phosphorylation; positive regulation of DNA-templated transcription. The record is from RefSeq and is a predicted model, not a curated record. Lineage: Eukaryota; Choanoflagellata; Craspedida; Salpingoecidae.
AAAAAAUUCAACGUUUUUUGCCCGCGAAAAAACCCCUUACUGUUUUGUUGCUUGCUUGCUUCUUGGCUUGACUGUUUUGGUUUCUGGCCAGCCAACAAAAGCAAGCCAAAGCAAGUCCGACCACGACAACGGCGCUUGCUUUGCUGCCCCCGCUUGGUUUGUUUGUUCGUCUUUGUGACACACCUUCCACCUGCCUGCCCCUCUCCUCCGCUUGCUCUCCUCCGUCUCUUGCUCUCCGUCUCUCGUUCUUCUCGUUCCCCAACGCGCCACCACCCCCGCGCGCUUCCCUUCCACCCACCCCCCCUCCACUGCAUGCGUUCACUGCCUACCAUUCCAACGAUACCAGCCUCACUCACAGUCGCAUAGCUUGGCGCAGCUCAGCAACGCAGCCGAGUGCUCGACAUUCCUGCCGCCAAAGCCAAACAGCAGCAGCCCCAAAUUUUUUUAACAUUAAUUUGUCCUCGCCUAUUUUUUCGCCUUUUGUUUUUCCCGCCCAUCUCUCCAGCCCCUGGCCGGCAAUUGCGAUUGUUCGCCGACAUUCGCGCCACAUCCCCACCCACCGACCAACCCAUCGCCUCCGCGACACACAACACAACACAACACAACAGCGCUGACCAAGCUCACCGUUGGCUUGGCCUGUCAAUUGUUGCUGGUUUUUUUUUCUCUGCUUCUGAUCAGCAACAACAACAACCCCCAGCUCGCGGCAUCCUUGGAAUUCUCGCCGACAUCAUCCACAGCCGCAGUCAUCACCACAGCACAGCGCAUCGCACCACGACCAACAGCAGCUCAAGCAAUCGCAGCACCCCAAUCAAGCGGCCUCGCUUCUCUGUCUGCAGUCAGUCAGUCUUCCACUGGCGCCCGUGGCGUGAUUGCUUGUUUUGUUGCCGCCCGCCACACACACACACACCCGGACAACGCUUGCUGAUUCAUCAUCAGCGCUCGAAUUCACAGUCAUCGCCACCAGCAAGGAGGAGAAACAGCACUUGAAGGACACACUCUCACACACACUCACACACAUCCACACGCACAACCAGCCAACCAACUGCCUCGCAUAACGGAUCACACAAAGCUGGCAGUGUUGGUGACUCAGACAACAGCAACGAGCAGCAACCGUCCAGUCCAGUCCAUCCAGCACCUGUUUCGAGAGAGCUGUCGCAGCAGCAGCAUUUCUGUCUCUCUCUCUGUCUCUCUCUCUCUGUCUCUCUCUGUCUCUCUCUCUCUGUCUCUCUCUGUCUCUCCUCUCUUCACCAACCACCUUUUGGACACAGCACCAGCCCCAUGCCGCCACCAAAGUACAAGCCGCGACCCGAGCGGGCGCAAGCACCGCUGGUCAAGCUCACCGCCAGCCUCAUCGACACAUACAGACACAUCAACAAGGUGUACUAUGAGCAAAAGAACGCCCAAAAGAAAGGCAAGAAGAACAAUGGCUACGACAACGAACACUGCGACUACAUUCUCAAAGAGGGCGAGGUUUGGCUGGACCGAUAUGUCAUCCACGGCUUGCUCGGCAAGGGCUCGUUUGGCCAGGUAACGCAAGCGCGUGACCGCGAGCUUAGCAGGGACGUGGCCGUGAAGAUUAUCAAGAACAAAACGGCGUUCAGGCGGCAGGCGCAAAUUGAGAUUGACCUGCUGGAGAAAAUCCGGGACGCUGACCCGGACGACGAGCACCAUCUCGUGCGCAUGAUCUCCACCUUUGAGCACAGAAAUCACCUGUGCAUCGUCUUUGAGCUCCUCUCCUUCAACCUGUACGACCUCAUCCGCAACACAAACUUCCGUGGCGUGAGCCUAAACCUCAUCCGGAAGUUCUCCCGCCAGAUUGUCGAUGCCCUCGACUUUCUCGCCUCGGAGCGCCUCAGCAUCAUCCACUGUGACCUGAAGCCGGAGAACAUCCUCCUCAAAUCCCCAAAGCGCACAGCCAUCAAGAUUGUCGACUUUGGCAGCAGCUGUCACAUUGGCAAAACGAUGUAUCCGUAUAUCCAGAGCCGGUUCUACCGAUCGCCGGAGGUGUUGUUGGGCCUGCCGUAUGACCAGGCCAUUGACAUGUGGAGCUUUGGCUGCAUCAUGUAUGAGCUGCACACGGGUGACCCCAUCUUCAACGGCUCGAGCCAGCGCGACCAGGUGCACAAGAUUGCCGAGCUCCUGGGCGUUCCGCCCGUACACAUGCUGGAGAAGGGCCGCAGCGUCGGUAACUACUUUAGCAAGCUCCCUUCCGGCCAGUACGAGCUCAUCCGCAGCACAAAGCGCUCAUACAUGGCGCCGGGCACUCGCAGACUCGCCCACUCGCUCGGCUCAAAGACGGGCGGCCCAAAGGGCAGGCGUCUUGGUGAAAUGGGCCACAGCCCGUCAGACUACCACAUGUUUGAGGACCUGCUCCUCAAGUGUCUCCACUACGACCCGCGCAAGCGCGCCUCCCCGGCCGAGGCCGCCGUGCACCGCUUCCUCGUCUCCGGACCGCCGUCGUCGUCAUCCACAGCAGCAUCGUCAAGCAAGCGCUCGUCGCACGCAGCAGGCGACCAGUCGUCAUCAUCGUCAUCAUCGAAGCACCAGCACCGCUUGCGCUUCAACAUGCCAAAUUCAAGCAGACACAAGCCAGCGAAGCACGCAGCAGGCAGAGCGUCAGUGUAGGACUGUGCAUUCGAGAACCCUCAUGCGGUGUUGGCCCGUUUCCCCCCUCAACCCCUUCUUUCUUUCUCCUAUCCUUUCCCCACCCCCUACCCCUUUCUCAGGAUGUGGUUCAGUCCCUACCUUUGAUGCCGCCCUUGCCUUGGGUGUACACUCGCACGUGCGUGCACACCCGGUUCCAAGCUGUGCAUGCACAUGUACGCUUGCUCUCCUCUUCCUCCUCCCCCCCCCCCCCGCUUCUCUUCGUUU